UUGACGUCUUACACAGUGAUUGGCAAGAAGAUAUCCGAUUCGUCAAUCUUCAACAAGGAGCCAAUAUCUAUGAGUGAGCUGAUUCGUUGCUACGUGGUAGUCGCACCUGAAAAUACGUUUGGACUUCGGGUUAAUACACUAGCCUCCUUCUGCUUGGGGAAUCAGCAGAUCCAUAGAAUAUUUCAGAGCUUAACAGAUCUUCCUAUAGAAGCACUUGUUGCACAAAACAGCGAAAUCAAGUCAAAUCAAGUUACUUCAACGACGGUCGGUGAUCAGGCAGUUAUAAUGGAAAAGACAUCUAUCACAUCUACAAUCGUUGGAGCAAACUGCGUCGUCAACCCGAAAGUGCGAAUUUCAAACAGUAUUCUGAUGGAUAAUGUCAUUGUUGGUGAAAAUGUGACAAUAGAAAACUGCAUUAUAUGUGAAAAAUCAGACAUCAAAAGUGGUUCGAUUCUGCGGAACUGUCUAAUUGGAUCAAAUUAUGUUGUAUCAGUUAAUUCGAAAAAAGAAAACCAACAUUUGUCCCAUUCGGAAGGUUUUAUGGAGAUAUAGAAUACGAGUUUCAAAUGAAUAAAACAUUUUUAUUUUGAA
This is a messenger RNA of Topomyia yanbarensis, 591 nucleotides long. RefSeq lists its product as uncharacterized. Bases 70 to 552 code for a protein of 160 amino acids. The record is from RefSeq and is a predicted model, not a curated record. Lineage: Eukaryota; Metazoa; Arthropoda; Insecta; Diptera; Culicidae. Gene Ontology annotation, biological process: cytoplasmic translational initiation. Gene Ontology annotation, molecular function: translation initiation factor activity; guanyl-nucleotide exchange factor activity. Gene Ontology annotation, cellular component: guanyl-nucleotide exchange factor complex; eukaryotic translation initiation factor 2B complex. The transcript has 3 exons.